GAUUUGCAUUAGCCUGAUUAGGGCGGAGGGGACCAGCCGCUAGUUCCAGUCGUUCUCGUCAGGAUGCCUCUACAGACGACAGUUAUCGGGAGCUAUCCCAAGCCAGAGAGCGUUCCUGUCCCGGACUGGUUCAAGGCAGGAGCUGGGGUCAGGACGGGGCAAGAGGGGUACUCCGCACAAGAAUAUAACGACUUCCAAAAGGAAGUUGCCUCCGAAGAAGAGCUUGAGAAGCAGAUCACACGUGCGAUCCGGGAGGUGAUCCAAGAACAGGUCGACAUCGGGAUCGACGUGAUCACGGACGGGGAACUCAGGAGGGAAAACUACAUCCUCUACUUUUGCCGGCAACUCAACGGGUUUGACUUCGAUAACUUAGUGAAGGAGACUUUCCGGAACGGGGCGUGGUCAGGCUAUGUCCCCGCCGUGGUGUCGGAGGUCGGCCCGCGAGACGACAAGCCGUUCGUCCUGGAGGAAUGGCAGGCGGCGCAGGCCCUCACGGACCACCCCGUCAAGAUAACCAUCCCCGGGCCCAUGACUAUCAUAGGGUCCACUGCUAACCGUUUCUACAAAGACCGAAAGGAGCUGAGCGAGGCCCUGGUGUGGGUGAUCAACCGAGAGGUGCGCGCCCUGGCGGACGCAGGGUGUAAGUACAUCCAGAUCGACGAGCCCGUCAUGAUGCGGAACCCAGAAAUAGCUGAAGAUUAUGGGAUAGAACACGUCACAAGGUGUUUCGAGGGUCUUCCAUUGGAUGUCACCAAGACCGUUCACGCCUGCUGUGGGUAUCCAUCAUACCUAGACCAGACCGACUACAUGAAGGCCGACAGGACCCUGUACGACCGACUGGCAACGAAACUGGAUAACGCCGGAUUCGACCGAAUUUCCUUAGAGGACGCCCACUGCCAUACCGACCUGUCGUUCCUGUCCCAGUUCCGCCGCACCACGGUGGUGCUUGGAGUGGUGGCCAUCGCCCGCAGCAGGGUGGAGACCGUGGAGGAGAUCCGCGGACGGGUUCGGGAGGCCCUGCGCUUCCUGCCGCCCAGCAGACUGGUGCUGGCCCCCGACUGUGGGCUGGGCUUCCUGCCCAGGGACGUUCUCAGGGACAAGCUCAAGAACUUGGUCGCAGCUGCACAAACAUUUCCGGAGAACUGAUAAGGCAGAUAAUCUCCUAGCAGAUCCUACGGUAGCAUAA
Molecule: messenger RNA, 1186 nt
Organism: Branchiostoma floridae (Florida lancelet)
Lineage: Eukaryota; Metazoa; Chordata; Leptocardii; Amphioxiformes; Branchiostomatidae
Product: 5-methyltetrahydropteroyltriglutamate--homocysteine methyltransferase-like
Exons: 7
Coding region: 64-1146 (360 amino acids)
Molecular function (GO): 5-methyltetrahydropteroyltriglutamate-homocysteine S-methyltransferase activity; zinc ion binding
Source: RefSeq, a predicted model, not a curated record